AUGAAACAACCUGAAGGAUACUCUUCUAGUGGUGAUGAGCGUUUGGUAUGCAAGCUUAAGAAAUCCACAUAUGGACUCAAACAAGCUUCCCUUCUGUG
This is a messenger RNA of Trifolium medium, 98 nucleotides long. The record is from the annotation of a GenBank genome assembly. NCBI's taxonomy places the organism in Eukaryota, Viridiplantae, Streptophyta, Magnoliopsida, Fabales, Fabaceae.